Phoenix dactylifera (date palm) is the source of this 994-nucleotide messenger RNA. NCBI's taxonomy places the organism in Eukaryota, Viridiplantae, Streptophyta, Magnoliopsida, Arecales, Arecaceae. The record is from RefSeq and is a predicted model, not a curated record.
CCAAACCAGAGCAUCGGAUGCCGUUUAAAAGCCCAAGCCCCUUUCCUCCACCAAUGGCGAAUCCAGCUUUCUCACGAGGUGUCUCUCUACAUUCCAAAACCUAACCCUAACCCUAGUUCUGCCGUCUCCACUCCAAUCCCCACUCCCGUCUGCACCAUGGCCGCCGCGCAGGCGCGAGAGGCGGCCCCGCCGCCGGUGAUCGGGAAGGCGGGGCGGUACACCGUCUUCAUCACCCCGCCGCCGACCCCCAAGUCCUCCGAGGCCCCGAGGCCCCUGAGCUCUAGUCCUAAGCUGAGACCUAGCCCCAGUCCAAGAAAUGUGGCUCCUCUGUCCGUCAGUAUAACUCCGCCGGCGCCCCCACCGGUUCAAGUCCCGCCGCAGCAGUUCGAGAAGCCGGCCGCUCGGCCGUCGGGAUCCGUGUUUGGGUUCUUCUGGGACGCCGUCGCCAAAGUCCAAGAUGUGCAUUCGAGCUUGGACGACUACCUGGCGGAUUGGUUUGGGUUGAACCGAUCGAAGUAUCAAUGGGCGUUGAAUGAUUACUACGAGAACAACGGAAAGAUGGAAGGUGGCAAAGUUGGUAAACCAAAAGAACCUACCAGCAAAGGGCAAGCUGUGUAAUAUCUUAAAUCAUGUUGUUUGUGAUAUUGAUGUGUGGACGUAAUGAUAAUCUGUAUCACCAGUGCCAUUUGUAUGACCAUGAGGCGGCAUUGAAGGGGGUCUCCAUUCAUAAUGGCCAACUAGUUUUAACACCAUGCAGCAGUGCCAAUUACAUUGCAUCAGUCCAGUUGAGGUGUAAAUGUUUGACAAAUAGGAUUAUUAUUGUCGCAAAUGUGGUCACCUGUUAAGCCUUUUUUUUUUUUUAAUUAUGCUCUAUGGGAGUUGGUGUAACUUUGUUCUGGGUUUUCUUUUGGACUGUUUAGUCAUCAUUAAUCAGCAAUAGCAAGCAUAGAAUUUCAUAUUCAGAUCACUUGCAAUGCAGAUCUUGCCUUGUUUA